AUGAGGGACAGAGAGGGAGGGCGGAGAGAAAGAGGGACAUGGAAGGUGAGAGAGCGAGGGACAGAGAGUGAGGGACACAUAGGGCAAGAGAGGGUGGGACAGGGAUGGACAUGGAAGGUGAGAGAGGGAGGGACAGGGAGGGGCAGAGAGCCAGGAACAGGGAGGGAAAGGCAGGGACAAGGAGGGCAAGAGAGCGAGGGACAGGGAGGGCGGGAGAGGGAGGGACAGAGAGGGAGGGCGGAGAGAGAGAGGGACAUGGAAGGUGAGAGAGCGAGGGACAGGGAGGGUGAGACAGGGAGGGACAGGGAGGGCAAGAGAGGGAGGGACAGAGAGAGCAAGAGAGGGAGGGACAGAGAGGGCAAGAGAGGGAGGGACAGAGAGAGCAAGAGAGGGAGGGACAGGGAGUGA
Messenger RNA from Pelmatolapia mariae (spotted tilapia), 408 nucleotides. Its product is annotated as antho-RFamide neuropeptides type 2-like. NCBI's taxonomy places the organism in Eukaryota, Metazoa, Chordata, Actinopteri, Cichliformes, Cichlidae. The transcript has a single exon. The record is from RefSeq and is a predicted model, not a curated record. Bases 1 to 408 code for a protein of 135 amino acids.